Molecule: messenger RNA, 834 nt
Organism: Diabrotica virgifera virgifera (western corn rootworm)
Lineage: Eukaryota; Metazoa; Arthropoda; Insecta; Coleoptera; Chrysomelidae
Product: mpv17-like protein 2
Exons: 1
Coding region: 143-712 (189 amino acids)
Biological process (GO): mitochondrial ribosome assembly
Cellular component (GO): membrane; cytoplasm
Source: RefSeq, a predicted model, not a curated record
CGCAUUGACAUUGACAUGUUCUCAGUAACCUAACCUAACUUUUACACCUGCUUUUUACUAAAAUGGGUAACAAAUUCCUGCUUUUGCAUUCCACUUUGUCAGGUACAAGGUAACCUGUAUCAUUUAAUUGGUUUUAGUCAAGAUGGCAUCAAUUUUAGCCAUGACCACUAUCAAAACAAAACUAGGUAAUAUUUUAAGCAAAGCAUUUAGUAGUAAAUACUUGUUAUUAACCAAUCUUGGGCUAUCUGUCUCCCUAUCAGCUGCAGGAGAUAUAAUAGAACAGAAAUACGAAAUCAUGGCAAAAGAGAUAGAAGAAAUGAGCAUUGAAAGGACCAAAAAUUUAUCUGUAGCAGGGUUAACUGUAGGUUUUGUUUGUCACUAUUGGUACAAACAUCUAGAGAAGUUUUUACCAGGUUACACGUUUCGGAUAGUAUGUAAAAAAGUUAUAUUAGACCAAAUUAUUGCAUCGCCUGUAUGUAUUGCAACAUUCUUUGCGACCAUGGGUUACCUGGAGGGUAAAAGUAAAACAGAAUUUUUAGAAGAAACCAAAGAGAAAUCAGUCAAAUUGUAUGUUGCAGAUUGGAUGAUCUGGCCUCCAGCACAGUUUGUCAACUUUUACUUAUUGCCUUAUCAGUAUAGAAUCUUGUUUGACAAUGCCAUAUCAUUAGGAUUUGAUGUGUACACCUCAAGAGUUAAAAACAUGACACUCUGAAACAUUCAAAAUAUAAUCUUGCAUUUCUGUAAAAUUCCUAUUUAUAGUUAACUAAGCACCUGUGAUAUUUCUGAAAACAUUGUAACUUAGAUUUGAUACAAAACAUAUUUUUCAAAUUAAAA